AUGGACCCACCAUUCGGGGUGCAUAGCUUCCUCACCCCUCAGACCCUCUGCUCCCAUCCUGGGCAGGUGAAACUGUGCGACUUUGGUUUCGCACGCAUCAUCGGCGAGAAGUCAUUCCGGCGCUCUGUGGUGGGCACCCCUGCCUACCUGGCCCCCGAGGUGCUGCUCAACCAGGGAUACAACCGCACUCUGGAUAUGUGGUCGGUGGGCGUGAUCAUGUACGUCAGCCUCAGCGGCACAUUCCCCUUCAACGAGGACGAGGACAUCAGCGACCAGAUCCAGAACGCAGCCUUCAUGUACCCGGCCAGCCCCUGGAGCCACAUCUCUACUGGAGCCAUUGACCUCAUCAACAACCUGCUACAAGUCAAGAUGCGCAAGCGAUAUAGUGUGGACAAGUCUCUCAGCCAUCCCUGGUUACAGGAGUACCAGACGUGGCUGGACCUCCGAGAGCUGGAAGGGAAGAUGGGCGAGCGGUACAUCACGCACGAGAGUGACGAUACGCGCUGGGAGCAGUUCCUGGCAGAGCAUCCGCUGCCCACCCACGGGGAGCUUGCUGGGGCCCGUUUGCCGCAGGACCACGAGAUGCAGGGCCUGGCUGAGCGCAUCAGCGUCCUCUGAGCCUGGUGCCCGGCCCACGCACUGUCCUCCGCAAAUCCCAGCAAUGAACUGUUCCGGGGUCUGAAGUUGGGGGUCAUAGCCCCCAAGGCCCCUGCCUGUCUCCCCAACAAUUAAAAUGGACUGGACCAUGUCGCACUCCUGUGUCAGGAGUAGCUGUUACUGAGCUGGGACUUGCUGGGAGGGGACUAUCUGCUGAGAGAGGUAGGAUAGGACUGGGAGGCUGUGGAGCUGAGGGGAAUGGCUGCGGGGGUAGGGGUGGGGCUGGGGAGGAGCAAGGGGUGCGUGAGGGGAGGCCAAGGGAGACAUCUGACUGGGCUGGAGGGGCUUGGAAGAAAGUGGGUUGAGCUUCCUCUGAUGUGUGAUAUCUAGGUAACUGCAUCACAAGUCUGAAAUGCUUUGAUCCACCUCAUCUGCCAAACACUGCCUGGCACUGGGGAACACGUACCCCACAGAGUUUUGGUUGUUUCCCCGUGUUAUCUUGUGGUUGGUUGAGCACUGCUCCUCAUGCUGCUGGGCACCAGUGUCUUGGGCCUAACAAGCACUAGCAUGGAGCAAAAAAUGAAAUC
Octodon degus (degu) is the source of this 1184-nucleotide messenger RNA. RefSeq names its product serine/threonine-protein kinase D2-like. Lineage: Eukaryota; Metazoa; Chordata; Mammalia; Rodentia; Octodontidae. The record is from RefSeq and is a predicted model, not a curated record. The transcript is spliced from 3 exons. Gene Ontology annotation, molecular function: protein serine/threonine kinase activity; ATP binding. Bases 1 to 618 code for a protein of 205 amino acids. Gene Ontology annotation, biological process: protein phosphorylation.